ACGUAACUCUCCAUCAGCACCCACGGAACAGUCGCAGCCAUUUUACUCCGCCAAAUAAACUUCAAUCUCACUCCCGGAGGGGAGCGAAACAUCAGUUGUCAACUACGGAUAUAACACCAUGAACGUUAAGUCGGACAUCCUGAGCUAUCCAGUGUUCUCUUGUUGGUAGCGACCACACUCAACCUGAAGGACGGUGAUCUGUAGUACAUACUUCCUGUUUCCCCGGGACACCUUGAACAUCUCCAACUUCCCUCCUGAAGCUGGAUGGAGCCCCAGGCUUCCCAGGGGCUCCUCGGAGCUGAAGGGAUGUGUCUGCUGGUGCCCAGUCCACAGAGUGAAGCAGUGACCCAUGAAAUGGAGGAGUUGUCACUGCAGCCCACCCAGAACCUGCCCCCGCUCAACGAACGCAAAAACGUGCUGCAGUUGAGACUUCAGCAAAGGCGAACCCGGGAGCAGUUGGUGGAUCAGGGCAUCAUGCCACCACUAAAGAGCCCGGCUGCGUUUCAUGGGCAGAUUCGCAGCUUGGAGAGAGCUAGGACUGAAAAUUUUCUUAAGCAUAAGAUCCGCAGUCGUCCAGAAAGAGCAGAACUGGUCAGGAUGCAUAUCUUGCAAGAGACUGGAGCUGAGCCAUCACUACAGGCCACCCAGAUGAAAUUGAAAAGGGCCCGACUGGCUGACAACCUGAAUGAAAAAAUAGCCCAGAGACCUGGUCCCAUGGAGCUGGUUGAGAAGAACAUAUUGCCUGUGGAUUCAAACCUUAAAGAGGCCUUAAUAGGGCAGGUGAACUAUCCAAAGGUCAUGGAUGAGGACAGCAGUGAUGCGUUGUCCCCAGAGCAGCCUGCCAGUCAAGAAUCUCAGAGCUCUCUGCCCUCACCAGGGGACAUCAAAUGCCAACAACCUCCCUCGCCAGCCCUACCUCCUCCAGGCCCCAUUUUGAAGCAGUCCCCCUCAGCUGCUACACAAUCCACCAUAGACUUGAUGAGGGUGAUCACUACUAAUGAGCAGCCUACAAGCCGCCCAACCAUUUCCCAUUGUCAACCGGUCACUACAGUCGCUUCCUCUAAGCCAGGUCCAACCUUGGUAAAACAAAGUCAGCACAAGAUGCCCUCUGAGAAGAUCCGCAGUAAGAAAGGCAAAGAUGCCAAACCCAGAGUAAAAAAGCUAAAGUACCACCAGUAUGUUCCACCAGACCAGAAGCAAGAGCCCAGUGAGGCCCCGAUGGACUCCUCCUAUGCCCGACUUUUGCAGCAACAGCAGCUUUUCCUGCAACUGCAAAUCCUCAGCCAGCAACAGCAACACUACAACUAUCAGACUAUAUUACCAGCCCCACUCAAGCCUGUGGCAGAAGGCCAGUGCAGUAAUGGCAGCGGUAUACCAGCGUCGAUUGUGGUUUCUUUGCCCACUGCACCUCCACUUCCCCCAAUGCCUCUGGCCCGGCAGAAUAACUCAUUAUCUAACCGCAAACCCGGAGUCUUGCCUGCCAACCUGGAGGAGAUGAAGGUGGCCGAGCUUAAAUUGGAGCUAAAACUGCGUGGCCUCCCUGUGUCAGGAACUAAAACAGAUUUGAUUGAAAGACUCAAGCCCUUCCAGGAUCUUACCAGCUCCACAGCUCCCAACACUAUUCCCACACCUUCCACUACCACAUUCACUGCUAUCCCCAUGGAGACUACCACUACCAGCCCUGCCAUUGUUCAUCCAGUCCAGCAAGGAACUUCUGAGAACAUGAGUGCCACACCUCCAGUCUCCCCUAUUCCCAAUGAUCCAUUCAUUCUCCACCAGGAUGCCAGCACAUCUCAAGUUAAACAUGAAAUACAGUUGGUAUACUCUGGCUCAAAAGUGCCAGGCUCCUCAGCUCUCCCAACCUUGCCCGGGCCAGAGAAGGACAGGAGGCUCCAUGAGAAGGAGCGACAAAUUGAGGAGUUGAUGAGGAAGCUUGAGCAGGAGCAGAAGUUGGUGGAGGAGCUCAAAAUGCAGCUGGAGGUUGAGAAGAGGAGUCAGAGCAGCUAUGCCACUGAUAGUACCACCGUAGCCUCAAAGCUCAGUACAGUUUCAGGUUCCAUGAUCCCUUCUUCAACAGUCCUGAACGUAAACACUGUAAAACCAGAGAAAACAGUCUUAAGAAACUGCUCUCCAACUUCCCCUCCUAACUCUAUCCUGGGCUCCCAGACUCUUACUAAUCCACUGCAAACUGUGGUCAAGUUGGAGGAUGUGACUGUUUCUUCUGGAAAGCCAAUCGAGCUGCAAUCCCAAACACAGCUCAUCACCAAAACCCAGGCCCAAGUAAGCACUAGCCCACAGCUUCUCUGUCAUUCCCAUAGAAGCCCCAAGUUCAAGACGCAACCACAGUCUCAACCCACCACCCCUACUUUGCAGCAGUUCUUCAUCAGCCAUCCUGGCGGGGUGUCCCAGGUGCUUGGUCAACCCCAGACCUUGUUAACCACUUCUGGGCAACCUCCAACUCUCCUGACAGCAAGUGGCCAGACUGGAACUCAGAUCCUCCUCCCUGUGUCACUACCUAACAAUGCCACCACCAUCCAGCUGCCAAGCACAACCGUCAAUCUGCAACAUGUCCUUCAGGCUAAUUCCUCAAAUCCAGGCCUCAUCCCGGCAUCUAUUCCUCAUCUCCAGAGCACCAAAAUGGAGAUGUUAGCCAACCACAACUCAUUGCUGCAGACUUUGACUAUGUGCAAGAAUACAAGUGACAUGGAAAACCACACUCAGCCUGAGAUAAAUCCCCGGUGUUUUCUGAGGAGCUCCCCAGAUAUAAGGGCCUCUCCUCAGCCCUCACCCAACCACGUCAGCAAUGGACCGCUCAAUAAGUCUUCCUCUCCACAGCCCACCUUCAUCCUCCAACCUGACUGUAUUCUAUCACAGCCUCCAAAGACACGAGAGCCUCCUCGCUAUGAGGAGGCUGUUAAGCAAACCCGCAACUUGCAUGUGAACAAUGUUUCACAGGUUGCCACAGCAACAAGUCAGCAGAUGGAUGACUUGUUUGACAUUCUCAUACAAAGUGGAGAAAUCACUCCAUUCAUCCAGCACGACUCUGCAGUCUCUCUCACCAAGACCCAGCCGGUCACUGCCAAUAUCACCACCCUUCCAGUCAACACCGUCCUCUCCAGACACCCUCCUCAGAUCCAGGUGGCCCCUCCCCCAAUCUUGAGUCCCACCAUCGACCCUAGCCUGCCUAACCUGUCCUCACUAGCCACCGACAACCAGCUGGAGGCCUUUCUGGAGAGGACGCUGGCCGACACAACGGCGGCAUCCGACCCUCGCACCCGGGGACUGAUGGAGGAAUUGCAGGCACAGCUGAUGGACCAUCAACCCUACUCGCCCAUGGAUACAUCUGACAUGUCCUUCUGCAACUCCUCCUCACCUCCUUCCUCUCUCAAUAUGGGUCUGUCCGAUCCAGCCCUGGACAACAUGGAGUGGCUGGACCUCACCAUGCCACCCGGUCCUGGUGGGGCUCUCACGCCGCUCGGAAUGCCGACAGACUUCCUGGAUACUCAUGACCUGCAUCUGCACUGGGAUUGACAGGUGAAUAUGAGAAUAGCAAGGGAAAAGUAGUUGAGAUGGAGAGCACGAAAGUGAAAGCGAAAUCCCGAAAUAUACACCACCACACCACUACACAGGCAGUGCACUGAUUCAUAUGGAAUGACAAGCAGGAGAUUGCACAGCUUUAAAUGAUGUCACUUGUCGUAUUAUUAUCGGAGGGGGAUUGGGGGGCAUAAGGAGUAACGACUCUUGUUUAGCGAGGUAAAGAAGAUUUGGAACCAAAGGAAAUCCGGUAACAAGGACUUUUUGUACAUAAUACGUCCUCCAGGAUGUCUUGGCCUGGCUCAUCUUAUCCAUUGCAGGAUUAUCAACCAGCAGUGGUAGUGAUAGCUGCUGUAUAAAAUGAGGUCGUUCCAACGCGACGACAGGAAAAAAAAAAAAAGGUGAUACUGACCACUUCCUGACCCAUACUGCAUGUUUGCCGACUUAUCAAAUGUGACUUGUUACACUGUUAUAACGCUGAUGAAUCAAUUGCGGUGGAGGUAGGAAGCUAUGAAAAGCAGGUUGAGCAUUUUAUUCAAUAUUCUUCAUAUCCAUCUUAAGGCCCAUGUAGUAGUAUGAACUUUGUCCUUACGAAUAUAACAAUUCAGUACACUAGUGGAAUUAUCAUACUAGGAAUAUGUUUUUCAAUAAAUGCUCUGAAGGCUUUAUGGAAAGCCAUUUUAGAAUCUAUCCAAUAUUGAGGUUGAGGAAAAAUGUUUUAAAAUAAGUACUGUAAUAUGUUUUCAGUAGAAAAAGAUAAAUUCAUUAGUGUAAUAACAGUGUAGUAACCAAAGACAAAAAGUAUAGUAGGAUAUCGAAUAAAUGCUCGAGCAGCUUUCCACAUGAUGCCUCUGACCACACAGGAGCUAUGCACUAAAGAGGCGCGGCGUCGUCGCCUCAAAACUACGCUAAUGUGAACUCUGCAUAUCACAAGUUGCUCCGCAACGCUCAACAGUGAUUGUGAUCAGCGCCGCUUGGGAUCACGAGGCUGAUCGUCUUUUAGAGAUUUGUCAUUGGGUCUCUUGUUUUUGAAUGUAUUCUGCAAAGGUGACAGGAAAAAAAAGGUUUUACUCAUAAUGCCGGCAGCUUUCGUGACCAACAAUUGAGGAAAGGGAACAAAUACCAAUUGCGCUUUCAGUCAGUGUGGCUUACGUGGUUUACGUCACAUCAGUUAUCCAUGAUGUAUUUGGAAAAGUUGACUUCCAUAUCUGCCCUACCCCUACAUUGUGUCUGUGUACGUGUGUAGCAUCAGGUUGGGGAUGAUGCGCCACCAACUUGUCACGUGACCAAUUAUUGUUGCAGGAAUGAGAAUACAGUGGAACCUCUAAGGUUGAACACGGGCCAUUUUGUGAUGCUGGUUGACUCACAAUUUAAAAUUUCAAGUGAUUUAGUCUGUCCCAGAGACAAAGUGUGACCAUCAUGACGUUUUUCCUUACUGUGUAGGACACGGGUAUCAAGCUGGGGCACAUAUGAGUUGACACUUUUUUUUUUUUUUUUUGUGGCCCGUGAAAGCGAAUCAUGUCAACUUCCAUGAUUCUUGCUAUAAUCUGUACCGUAAUUUCAAAUUGUCAUCAUAAUGUUGAGUUCAUGCAAGCAAUUCUUACCGAAUUUGUUUUUACAGUGAUUUGAACAUUAUACCAGGUAUUUUCCUUGACUUCUGAUUUUUUUUUUAUUUAUUUAUUUUUUUAAACAAGUUCUCCAUCAAUUUUUGUGCAUGUCUAUUAAUAUAAAGAGGAGGGUAACCAUUUAUAUGGUUUCGAAGUUCUGAUUCUGACCCACCUGCAACAGUUAACUCUCUGUGAUAUAGGUAUAGCCCAUAUUAAAAAAAAAACACUUUGAUUAACAAGCCAUUAAUAUUACGACUGUAUACAGCCAGUUUUGCUGUAGUCUUUUAUUGUAAUUACUGUCAAUUAUUAAUUGUCCUGUUAUCAUUCGACUAUUUCCUUUUGUCAUUGUCACUUUCCUGUGCUGAUGUCAUCAUAUAAAAUAGAAAAAGAUAAAUGUAACCUUUUGUGAAAAAAAAUUUACAUCUCUGGUCUUCCCCAUUUCACCGUAGAGGUUUCCACUGUGCUUUAAAAUUUGACCUGGACCGGUCUGGAAGGCAAAAUGUGUCCAAUUGUGUCUUUCUGCAUGUGUGUUGUCUUUUCGUCUUGAUGUGCAUGAUUGUCCUCCAGUCUUGUCGUGUCAACAAAACAUGCUACCACGAUCAAAUUGUUUCCGAAUCGGUAAGAAAAAGGCUUCUAACGACUUUUCUUGGCUGUUUGUGGUCCAAACCUGUGCAGACACCCUGAGAAGUGUCAGCAAAGAGGGCUGUGCUAUUUUUUAAACCUUGUCUGCGCUGUAUAUGCAAGAUAGUGAGCAUCACACAUCCACAUCAGUUCCAGUCUGAAUCUGCUUCCUACCCCUCAUCUCGUAACACUUGUUCUGUUCUUACGUUCGUGACCACUAGAGGGCGCCACUACGAUUGGGUUUCAACUGCACCAUUCCAAAGGAUACAAAUUGUUUUAAGGUGGAUUUGCACAGAGCUUACAAUUCUGAUUUAAUGUCUGGGUUUGUUUGUUUUUUGUUUUGUUUUUUUUCUAUUUCCAGGUACUGUAUAUAUCAAGUGGCACUCAUCAGACAUGGCUGUAUUUUCAUUGCAUGAAUACAACUCCUAAAGUGUCAAAACCUGCCAGUGAAAUUGGAGAAUAAUACAUAAAUAUAAAACAUCAUGUACAGUUAAGAUGGCCAGG
This is a messenger RNA of Syngnathoides biaculeatus (alligator pipefish), 6266 nucleotides long. RefSeq names its product myocardin related transcription factor Ba (gene mrtfba). The record is from RefSeq and is a predicted model, not a curated record. NCBI's taxonomy places the organism in Eukaryota, Metazoa, Chordata, Actinopteri, Syngnathiformes, Syngnathidae. The transcript has 16 exons. Gene Ontology annotation, biological process: smooth muscle cell differentiation. Bases 265 to 3531 code for a protein of 1088 amino acids.